UUUUAACCAUCCUUGUCAAGCCACCGUUUUGAUUCCAAUUCCUUGCAUUGCACGUUGAACCAAAACCGGUAGAUGAUGGUUGAGGUCUUGGGUCUAUCUCAAGCCCAGCUCUCUGGUCUUCUUUCUAUGCAAACAAAAGGGAAAUCUAGCCUCUCUGGUCUUCAUUCUAUGCAAACAAAAGGGAAAUCUAGCCGAAAUUUACAUUUCACAGUCCAUUUCCACUAAAAGCUCAAAAUCUUUUGAUACAAAUACUUGUAAUUCAUAUAUAGCGAUGGAAGACAUCAAGAUUUCACCGACGAAAGAGGAUAAACAGCCGAAAGAGCAAAAAACUGAACAGAAACAAGAACCUACAACAGAGGAAUCUCCCUCACCGCCGCCAACGGAACCUAAGAGAGGAGGAGGAGGAUGGGGAGGGUGGGGUUUCUCUCCUUUCUCCGUUCUCUCAGAUCUCCAGAAGGCUGCUGAAGAGAUCUCCCGCAAUGCUGCAGUGGUUGCAGAGAAGGCAGCAAAGAGCAUUGCAGACAUGCAAAAUGUUGGUGAGGAUUCUGAAUCCUCUAGGGGGGAGGAAGAGCGAGAAGAAUCUGAAAGUGAUAAGGAAACUGAAGCUGAAGAUGAGACUGACAAACUGCGCAAAUCUGCGUUAGAUAAAUUGGAGAAAGCAAGUGAUGAUUCCUUUCUAGGCCAGGGUUUGAAGGUUCUUGAUCACUCUGUGGAGAAUUUUGCAUCAGGAGCAUGGCAAGCAUUAGGAAGUGCAUGGAAAGGGGGUUCCAAUUUAGUUCAAAAACUUGAGCAUUCAGCUGUGAACCUUGCUGAAUCAAUCCAACAUGGUAGCAUACCAGGAGGAGCUGGUGCACCAUCCUUACUAGAGACUGGAAAAUCUUUUACUGCGAAGGGAAUGCAAGUGCUUGAAUAUGUUGGCAAGGAGACCAUGGAUCUGCUAAUCACAGAGACUGGUAUUGAAGUUGAGAAAAAUUCUAAAGGCUCUGAACGAGAAGCUGAUGAGGAUCAGUUAAAUGAGGAAGUAACAUUUGAUCGAUGCUUCUAUAUAUAUGGAGGUCCAGAACAAUUGGAGGAGCUUGAGGCAUUGUCCAGCCAUUAUGCCCUCUUAUUUAACCGGAGAAAAGCAAAAUUACCUUUGGAACUAAAGUCUGUAUAUGACGGAAAGCUUAAACUUGUUCAGCAAAUGUUCAAUUUGAGUAUUGAAAUGGAUGAGAAUGAUACUGAGUCCAGCAAAGGGAAGAAAAUAGAGACCGGAACUGAAGGAAGUAGCUAUGAGAUGAAAAACUUACACGAUUCAAGUGUCAACAAAGCUGCUGACAUGGCCGCAGGGUUUACAAGUGCCCUAGCAGGACUUACUGCAAAUGACAUUGUUCAAAGAACUGCUGGGAGAUUAGAAACUCUUCACUCAGAGGGAGUUCAUAGGCUUUCUGAAAUGUGCAGCUCAGCUGUGUCUCAACUUCUGAUGCUCGGAAAGUCCAUCAUAUCCACUGCUAACAAAGUGCAGGAAGAAGAUGUUGAUGGGGAUAUCGUGAACAUUGACUGGCCUGAAGAUUCUGUCGAAAAAGCUAAGGUAAUCCGAACAAAGGCACAAUCCAUGGCAGGAUAUGUUGAAGCAGUUUGCAACGGUUUUGUAACAGGCAUUUCUGAUGUAGCUGAGGCUUAUGUAGCUGCCAUGAAGAGUGCUACUGCAGAUUCCCAUGAUAAUCUUCCAAAGACAUCGAUCCAUGAAAAAGCUAAUACCUUGUCAGAACUUAUCCGUACUGACCGGACCACUGCAGUGAGCACAAUCCAGGAUGGGUUACAAUACUUGUCAUAUGUAGUCACCUCCGCAUCUAUGCCAUCUGCUUGAGAACUCCUUACACUGUCAUAUCUUUUCAAUCAUAUUUGUAAAUAGUUGUUCUAUUUUAGGGCGGGUAUUUUAUUCUGUCUGAAAAUGAACUCAAAACAAAUUUAGAUGAAACAAUUUCUUCUUUUAGAUA
Messenger RNA from Hevea brasiliensis (rubber tree), 1979 nucleotides. RefSeq lists its product as uncharacterized. The record is from RefSeq and is a predicted model, not a curated record. The transcript has 9 exons. Bases 272 to 1849 code for a protein of 525 amino acids. NCBI's taxonomy places the organism in Eukaryota, Viridiplantae, Streptophyta, Magnoliopsida, Malpighiales, Euphorbiaceae.